GCUCUUCCUCACACAAACCCCCGUCACUCCACCUCACCCCCUCCUCACCUCCCUCAACACCCCCACCCCUCCCGCCGUGGUGGGACGGGACUCCAGCCCUCUCCCACCUCCGGGGAGGGGCUGUUCGGUUCUUCCGCUGCGGCUGAGGCGCUCGGUGCGGCGGCGGCUCCCGGGACAGGGAGAGGGGCAGAGGGAGCCCGUGAGCGGCACCUGCGGCGGCCGAGCGCAGGUCGCUCCGGGCGGGGAGAGGCGACGCCGAACUUUUACCCAAACUUUUUUCGAACUUUUAUCCAAACUUUUUCUCUCCUUGUGUGAGGAGGGGGGAGAAGUUUUUGUUUGGUGGCGAUGGCGAGCGGGGGUUACCGGCCUCCCGGGAACACCACCGACUUCCUGGAGGAAUGGAAGGCCAAGAGGGAGAAGAUGCGAGCCCGGUUUGCCGCCGCUACCGGUGCCAACAGCGCCGGCAACUCCGCCGCUAACGGCGCCGCCAACUCCGCCGAUUCCGGACCCAACCGUAACGGCGGGGCGCCGCCGGUGAGCGAGCUAAACAAUAACAACAACGGCGGCGGCAGCGAACGGGCGGCGGUGCCACCGGGAACGGCGAGCGCCGGCGGCAGGGCGGCUCCUCCGGCAGCGCGGCGCGGCGACGAGGAGGGGAGAAGCGGCGAGGGCGCCGCCAGAAAUUCGGCGGCGGACGGAGGCGAAGCGGAGCCGCCGCCGCCGGUUUCUGCUCCCGCCGCCGCCGCCGCCGCCUCCUCGCCGCCUGCCUGCCCCAAGAGCAAGGAGAAGAAGAGCUCGGGACCGAGCGCCCGCAAGGGCAAGGGGCAGAUUGAGAAGAGGAAGCUGAGGGAGAAGAGGAGGUCCACGGGGGUGGUCAACAUCCCCUCGGCUGAGAGCCCAGACGAGGACAACGACCCUUCAGAACAGAAGCUGCACCAGAGAGAGGAUGCCACCACCCAGCAGAACACCAUCCUGAAUGAGUCCAUUACAUCGGAUACAGGCAGCCCAUAUCCAGAAAGUUCCAGAACUACAAGUCGAUGGAAAAGUUCCAUGGGUGCACCUGAAGAAGAUAUCGCAACGUACUCAACCAAUAGUCGAUACUCUGGUCGAGGAGAGAGGAUGGGUUAUGGUCGCUAUGGAAACUCUGCAAGCUAUGGCGGUUCAUUAGAGAAGAAAUUGGAGGAAUUUGAAAAGGAACUUGCCAAGGAGAGGCAAGAAAAUCAGAAGCUGGUCAAACUGCUACAGGAUCGGGAUGACCUUAUCGGGAAACUGAAGGAAGAAAUCGACCUUCUUAACAGAGAUUUGGACGAAAUCGAGGAUGAGAACGACCAGCUGAAGCAAGAGAACAAGACACUGUUGAAAGUUGUAGGCCAGCUAACCAGGUAGAAGGCUGCCUGCUCCUUCAGCACGUCACUCCGUGUUAGUUUGACUGAUGACAUUGCAUUCCUGGACUUUGCUUUGCAAACGAAACACAAGGGCCAGACUGAGAAUAAGAAGUCCCAAAUUCACACCACCCUCACCUGAGAAUAUUACACACCUUUUAGAAGAACCCCAUCACGUACAGAUGUGUUGAAUUAGGUGCUGUUGACCUUCAAUAGCAGCUGCUGGAUUUUUAAAAAAAUUUCCCGAUGUAUUUCCUGAGAUGAUCUGCAAGAACUUGCACUACAGGGCUGUUUACAAGCAGAUGGAAUUAUGGCUGCAGUCUUGUAAUCUGUGCGAUUCAAGUCCAGUUCAUGCACCCGUGUUGUCCAUUGUGUUUUCUGCUGCGUUCAAAAAUUGUGAGACGUUAGCAUGCUUUGAGUGUGAAAAUUAGAAAAGGUUUGAAAGCAGUGGUUCAAAGAAGUGAGAUAUUGCUGUUGCAAGCAAGCCCUCAUUUUAAAUUAUGGAUAAAACCUCAUACUGUACAACA
Messenger RNA from Pristis pectinata (smalltooth sawfish), 1909 nucleotides. RefSeq names its product PRKC, apoptosis, WT1, regulator (gene pawr). Gene Ontology annotation, cellular component: cytoplasm. Bases 346 to 1386 code for a protein of 346 amino acids. The transcript is spliced from 7 exons. Gene Ontology annotation, biological process: positive regulation of apoptotic process; apoptotic process. The record is from RefSeq and is a predicted model, not a curated record. NCBI's taxonomy places the organism in Eukaryota, Metazoa, Chordata, Chondrichthyes, Rhinopristiformes, Pristidae.